This is a messenger RNA of Aureobasidium vineae, 1407 nucleotides long. Lineage: Eukaryota; Fungi; Ascomycota; Dothideomycetes; Dothideales; Saccotheciaceae. The record is from the annotation of a GenBank genome assembly.
AUGGUGACGCACGCCCAUCAGAACAUCUUGGACGAGAAGGCCUACAGCAAGCAUGAGGAAUUCGCGGAGGGCAUGCCCGACGAGGCCAACGUGUUGACCCCUGAGGAGCUCGAGAUUGAGAAGAAGUUGCGUCGAAAGAUCGAUCUCUUGAUCAUGCCUCUGGUGGUUCUGGUGUAUUUGAUGAACUAUAUCGAUCGUNCAAAUCUAUUGCUCAACUACUGCGGCCGUCCUUCCUGGUACCUGGGCUUCUUCAUCAUGGCUUGGGGUUUGGUAUCGGCGGUCACCAGUCAAGUCUCGAGCUUUGCUGGUAUCCUCGUUUGUCGUGUUGUUCUGGGUUUCACCGAAGCGCCCUUCUUCCCUGGUAUCCUCUUCUAUCUCUCCAAGUGGUACACCAAGAAAGAAUUGAACCUGAGAAUGUCCUUGUUCUAUGCUGGUUCCCUGCUCAGCGGUGCGUUCGGUAGUUUGAUCGCAGCUGGCAUUCUGAGAGGACUCGAUGGACACAACGGUCUCGGCGCGUGGCAGUGGUUGUACAUUAUCGAAGGCGUAAUCACCAUCGGUGUCGGCGCGAUUGUCGUUCUCGUUCUCCCCGAUUUCCCCGAAACCUGGAAAGCCUUGUCUCCCGAGAUGAGGCAUGUCGCCACAAAGCGCCUCACCCUUGAUGCCACUGAGGCCGAUCAGGAUGAAGAAGGCGGCAUGUCGCAGCUGAAGGGUAUGAAGUUGGCCGUCGCGGAUCCCAAGACAUGGCUCCUUGCUCUGAUGUACUUGGGCGUCACUGGCGCUGCCGGUUUCCAGAACUUCUUCCCCACACUCACGAAAUCUCUUGGUUACGGCCCCUUCGUCUCCUUGCUGUUGGUCGCACCACCAUACAUCUUCAUGGUCUUCUGGUCGCUGUUGCACUCCUGGGCGUCAGACAAGAUCUCGAACCGCUUCUGGUUUUUCGUCUACCCAAUUCCCUUGGCGAUCAUCGGCAUGGUCGUAUUCAUGACCACCAAUGGAUUUGGCCCUCGCUACUUCUCGUUCUUCUUGAUGAUGUUCGUCUUCACCAUAAACGGAACAAUCUACGCCUGGAUCUCGAACGCGAUCCCCAGACCCCCUGCCAAGCGCGCUGCUGCUCUGGCCAUCAUGAACGCACUCGGAAACUCGACUUCUGUCUGGACUUCAUUCACCUACCGCCCUGGCGAUAAGCCUUACUACCGUCUCGGUCUCGGCAUUGCGGCUGGAUUGUUGGUCAUGUCGUUUGCGCUUGCUUGCGUUCUGCGAUUCUACUUGCAGAGACAGAACAAAGCACUCGAGGAGUUAGAGAAUGAAGGCACGAACCUCUCGCCGGAGCGCUUGAGCAUGUUGAUGAAGAGAGCUGAGAUUCAUGAUCUGUCCGUGAUGCAGAAGGGCUUCCGUUACCUAAUUUGA